AUGGCGUCAAAGCAACUAAGCCGCGAAGAGCUUGAUGAGAAGGCCAAGCAAGGAGAGACCGUCGUACCAGGUGGCACCGGCGGCAAAAGCCUCGAAGCUCAAGAGCAUCUCGCUGAAGGAAGGAGCAAGGGAGGGCAGACGAGGAAGGAGCAGCUAGGGCAUGAAGGGUACCAAGAGAUGGGACACAAAGGAGGAGAGACGAGGAAGGAGCAGCUAGGGCACGAGGGUUAUCAGGAGAUGGGACAUAAAGGUGGGGAGACGAGGAAGGAGCAGUUAGGAACUGAAGGUUAUCAGGAGAUGGGACACAGAGGAGGAGAGACGAGGAAGGAGCAGCUAGGACACGAGGGCUAUCAGGAGAUGGGACACAAAGGAGGAGAGACGAGGAAGCAGCAGCUAGGACACGAGGGCUAUCAGGAGAUGGGGCACAAAGGAGGAGAGGCGAGGAAGGAGCAGUUAGGAACCGAAGGUUAUAAGGAGAUGGGACGUAAGGGAGGACUCAGCACGAAGGACAAAUCUGGUGGAGAGCGUGCGGAGGAGGAAGGGAUUGAAAUCGAUGAAUCUAAGUUCACCAAAGGCUGA
Molecule: messenger RNA, 579 nt
Organism: Thlaspi arvense
Lineage: Eukaryota; Viridiplantae; Streptophyta; Magnoliopsida; Brassicales; Brassicaceae
Source: the annotation of a GenBank genome assembly